AUGCAGAUAGUGACAAGUGUGAAACCAUAUGAAUGAAUGAAUCUUGAAGGAUUAAAGGAAGCUGAAGCUGGCUUUGAUGAGACUGAUAGGAAAGCUAUUGAUAUGUACAGGCAGCAACACUUGCAGGAAUGGAAAUGUCUUCAAAGGAAGCAAAAGUAUGUGAAAGUAAGAGAAAAUUGUGGAAAGCACUGUGCAAAAGAAGUUACAAAUGCUCCAGAGGACGUUUGGAUUAUAAUUCAUCUUUAUUUGUCAAGUAUCUCAAUGUGUUUACUGGUUAAUGAUCACCUCAACCUGCUGGCCUGAAAGUUUCCAGAAGGCAAGUUUCCCAAAGCCAUUGUAAACUGCUGCAUUCAGAAUUCCAAGGACAGGUGUUUACCCACAAUACUUGUAUAUAAACUGGUGAAAUACAAGACAGGUUCAUUUGGAAUAUGCUAA
Molecule: messenger RNA, 435 nt
Organism: Camarhynchus parvulus
Lineage: Eukaryota; Metazoa; Chordata; Aves; Passeriformes; Thraupidae
Gene: PDCL2
Product: phosducin like 2
Biological process (GO): protein folding
Cellular component (GO): cytoplasm
Source: RefSeq, a predicted model, not a curated record